AAGCAAAAGUAAAACUACUGCAGAACAUUUUCACCUGCGAUUACUUUUUUCCAAAACAAGUCGAUAGUGCAUUACAUACGUAUCCUAGUCAAUUUUAUUUCAGUGUAAAGAAAGAACAAGAAGAUCGUCGUGUCGUGGCAGCACACCACCAACAGUAAAAUACUGAGGGCUACGAAGAGUACGGCAGUGAAUAACAACAACGAAUCAAUUCCAAGAACAACAACAAGCAGCGAGUCCCUGCUUCUUGAAGCCAAAAACCCCCGAACACCCGACGAUGGCCACCGCCAUUUUUCGUCCUCCGAUCCGCCAGGGUUCCGUCCCUGCGGUUCCGGCGAUGAAGAUGCAAAAGUCUUCCGGAAAUCUUUCCAACGCAAGCACGGCUGCCUCUUCCCCCGCAACGUCGCCGAGCAACUCCACGGCCGGGCUUCACGGCAAGGCGCGGAAGUCUCUCGCCGGCCACCGGUCCUCGGGCUCGCAGCUGGAUCUGGUGCGCCACUCCCAGCCGGAGUGGUUCGAACCCAAUAAGGACGCCAACCUCGGCGACGCGAUCACCUCCUGGGAACAGCUGUGCAAAACUUCGGUGACGAAAAAAGAUCCGUGCUUCGCCGUGUUCACCUGGACGAAGCGGUUCGAAAAAUUGGAGGUCUGCAAGGCCGGCGGACAUUCCGACGACUCCAGUCACCACGAGUGCAUGCUGGUUUCCGCGGACCUGUGCGCGAAAAACGAACCGCACUGGUAUUGGAUAGAGGGAUUUGAUUUAUGCAGCUAGAUACAACAGCCUCGAUGAUUUUCAAUAUACCAUGUCGGAAGCUCGCUAUAGAUUGUCACACAUAACAACUAGUAACGGAUUCUUGAAAUCACCAACUUCAGGUGUUCGUACACGGUCCGUGUGGUCCACAACGACAAGUCCGGUCAGCGACUCGACGAGAUGGUGCCCAUCGGGUUUUUCGUGUGCCCCAAGGACGCGUCCCCGAUGAAAAAGGCGCAGUGCAAGGCGUUGAAGCAGCGCAUUCGCAACACGGUGUUUAAGAAUUGCCAGCUGUUCUUCGACCACAUGCAGGAACCGAUCAACGCGAGCGACGAGCAGUUUGUGGAGCACGUCCUGAAACAGGCCACGACAGUGUUUUCUAACGUGGAGAAUAACGGCGAGAACAACAGUUCCGUCAACGGCAGGCUGUUCUUCAAAUCCGCCAAGGCGGGCUCGCAGAACUUCAAGUACCUGGAUUUCGGCGGAGGCCACAAGUACUCCGCGGCGGCGCCGUUUCGCAAAACCAUCAACGACGAGUUGGAGGUGUCGUACGACAAUAUGCAGCGGAAGCUGAUGCAGCGGCUCGCCCUGCAUCUGAUGGACGAGGAAAAGGCCAGCCGGGUGUCGCAGCAAAAGGCGGACGAGGAGAUGGCGGAAGAGUUGCGCGAGAUCGACCAGAACAAGGUGGCGCUCCAGUGCUGGAGCGAGCAAAACCGCAGGAUUAAGGAAUUUGGGACCGGGAAGGUGAACAAAGUCUUCGGGAAGGCGGCGUCCGCGGAGUGUCUGGAAAAGGCCAUGCACUCCCAGACCUUCAUGCGGUCCUUCGAGGAGCGGCACCGUCGCUACGGCCAGCAGCACGCAAAGGAAUUGUUAGACCAGGAACAGCUGGAACGGGUCGCGAAGCUGCAACUGAUCGACAAGAUGCAGGAGCAGCUGCGCCAGGAGAAGCAAACGCUGGUCAAGCGCAUACUAGACGCCGAGCAGAAGCGGCGCAUGAGCACGAAGGACGAAAAGGUGCUGCAGGAGGAGUACAGCAAGGCAAAGAUGGCGAAGGCGAUCUCGCACGCGAUCUCGCACGAGUUGGAACAGUCCGCCUCGCAGAUGGAACGCAAGAGCCACCGCCGCUCCCACGCGGCCCUGCUGACGGAAGAGCACGCGCGGCGCCUGGAGGACGUGCCGCUGCCAUCGCAGGAACAUAUCAACACCAUGCAGCCCGUGCUCCGCAGUAUCCGCUCCGAGGUCGUGCAUAAGGAGUAAGAAGAGAUCAUUUAUUGGCAACAUCGCACGGUAGAUGAUGCUUUUUGCUGCGGGCUCGUGCCUGCGGUAAUGGCACGAGAAACCAGCGGAAAGUACGGAAUUUCAGUGUUCCUUGAAGUAGACGUAGUCAUGGACAAUUUGAAUUUUCGUAGGUCGUCCUCGAUGUAUGGAUUCAAAAGAUAGUCGUGAUUUACGCGCUAGUUGGCGCUGUCACAAAGUAGUGUUGGAUUGGUCGUGCAGUAGCUUUCUUCGCAGCUGUCGUUACCUCUCUACGAUAUUCGGUGCAACUUGUGGAGUCUACCCAACACCCAGUUGGAUGAUCUCCUUCGAAAUGCGCUGCUAGGUCUAAAAAUAUGAAGUUACGCUAUGGUUGCUCGUCGGCAUGUAUUCAUUGACUUACCCGAAUGGGCGAGCAGCGUGCCUACUGAGCUUCGAGCAGUGUGACAUAUUGAUGCGAUGUCAUUUUGCGUGCAUUUAAGUACAUAGACUCGUAGCUAACCUGCGUUCUGAAUGUCUUUCAUAUGAAGACUGAACUUCAUUGUCACCACGAUUCUCCGUCGCUUUUUUUUCAAUUUACAUGCAUCCUUUCUUCCUAGUAAGCCUGCAGAGCAGCCUACUAUAUUCACAUAGGGAUUGGGAAUUACUCCAUUCGAAAGCGCUGCGCUUACCGGUGCUACGGUCUUUUCAUUUUUUUUUGUCGGUUUCACGUGAGAAAUUUUGUCAGACUACGUAAAUUAAAAAAACACAUAGCUUGUCUAUCAACAAGUGCGUUUACAGAACAAGCUGUUGCACUUCUGUAGCUGGGGCUGCACCAGUUCCACCCCGUCGACCUCGUCUUGCGGUCACAGCUAAUAUUACCUGCCGCACACACACCAGCUGCUCCAUAUGCAGUUUACUGCAAAAGCAAAAGGAAAUCGACCUCUAGUGCCAGCAGAACGCAUGUUUCGAACCAUCAUUAGAAGUUUGACGAGUUUGCUACCUGUAACACAAAACAAGAUUUCUGAGUACUGCAAGAACUGAAGGAUGUUCAUUUUCUCUCCUUCUUUGUUCGUUGCCUGUCGGUGUCGCUUUUUCAUUUAAUUUUCGUUGUCGUCGCUAGAAGAUGUUUACAACUCGCUUCCACUAGCUCGCUAACCACUACUUUGCCCUUCUUGGAGGCGCAAACAGGAAGGAGAGCAGGAGGUGUAGUGCGACGAGAAAAUUCCUUCACUGGUUUUCGUACUUCUAUUGCGCAGAGCUAGUUAGUUGUGCCAGUCGUUUUCGUAUUCGUUUCGCUUUUCAUCCUGAGUUGGCCGCAAAAA
This is a messenger RNA of Amoebophrya sp. A120, 3306 nucleotides long. NCBI's taxonomy places the organism in Eukaryota, Dinophyceae, Syndiniales, Amoebophryaceae. The record is from the annotation of a GenBank genome assembly.